This is a messenger RNA of Seminavis robusta, 4168 nucleotides long. The record is from the annotation of a GenBank genome assembly. Lineage: Eukaryota; Bacillariophyta; Bacillariophyceae; Naviculales; Naviculaceae.
CUUUGUCUAGAAACGAUCCUACAACACACCACUUGUAUGUGGUCCAUUGCCGCCUCCUUGGUUCUUGUCGUCAUUGCUGUUGUUGUUGCCAUUAUUUUUCACACUGUCCACGACAUCGGUGACGGAUUGCUUCAUCCAAGACAAUCCAUUGUUGAUUCCUCUUCCAGCGGCAUUUGCGGCUUCUCCAAUUCGAUCGCCUGGCCGCACGGGUUCACCACUUCCCAGCCGCUGUCCGCCUCCUAGCGUUUGACCUGAUGAUUGUUGUUGUGAAUUGGAAAACGAAUUCCGGGCAGGUGCACCACCACCCAACCGCUGUCCACCACCCAAAGGUUGACCAUUUCCCAGCGUUUGACCGCCCUGUUGAUUGUCUUUUUUGUUGUAACUGUCUGUCACUUUGCGACACGCCGGACAGAGACUAUCUUGUUGGGAUUCCACCACAUCCACAACCUUGUUGGACGCGUCUCUUCCAGCCCUGGCACCGGCAAAGGAUCCCGCAAUGGCGCCUCCAAUGGCACCUACAGGACCCAAUACCGAUCCCAAUAGCAUGGAGCCUCCCAACGAUGCUCCCAGAGAACCACUGAGGCUCCCCACCACAUUGGCGGUGCCACGAUUCGCGUUAUCUGCGAUGGGGUUGCGACAGCGAGCGCAGACGCGGACUCGUCGUUCUUGAACCACCUUUUCUUGGACUGUCUCGUAGGGCAUGGUUGGCUUCUCUUGUAUUGUAUUGACUGUACUAUACGGUAGUGCCUUGUGGAUGUGGACUACUGUUGCUGUCUUGCGGUGGAUUGACGAUGUGGCGACUGAAGUUGUUGUCGGUGCUCUUUUGUUUGGCGAGAAGAAGCUUAUUAGCAAAACUAGCUUAGAGCGUCCAUCAUUGGCUCCCUAACUAAAGCGGCAUUUUUAUUGCUGUACCAGAAGCUCAAGAAAAUCCACGUUUCGAACCCCGACAAAGCAGACAUGAACCUGGCACAGCCACGGUGCCACCAAAGGAGCAUUUGUUAACCAGCCUCCACACGUUUGUCUAAUAGAGUCUGGGAAGUGCGACAUCAACCUUGAUGCUCUUUGUAAACUAAAUACACCAGUAUCUAUGCCGGGAAAGACAGCUCGUGGUUAGCUCACAAUUCCAAAAAGGAGAGAAGAAAAUCCAACACGAUAACUCAAGCAAAACGCAGUAUGGCAGCAAGUCACGAACAACCCGAGGGAGAGAUCCAAAUCAUGCCUGAUGGCACCAAAGUCCAAAUCUACAUCCGAGCCGAUGGAAGGAAAGUGCGCAGAGUCUUCAAGACCAGAAAGGUCCCCCCCAAGACGGUCAAAGAAGGAGACAACAUUGUUCGACCCGAUGGCACCCGCAAGGUCGCGAACAAUAAGGCACCAACCACCAACACGACAGCAGCCGGUGACUUGGCAGGAUUGUUGGAAAAGGCAGACUCGGCAAUGCCAAAGACGUGCGGCAGUGCCACGGUGGCAGGGGACACGCCACUAAAGACACCAACGACACAAAAGGCCAACGAAGAUGCCUCCUCAAAGGGAGAAAUCAUUACCAGACCCGACGGCUCCCGAUACAGGAGGAGGGUUGUGAGAAGAAAGACUUCCCCAAAGGAGGGCGAGAUCAUUGUCAAACCGGAUGGGAGGCGUGUGAGGAUAGUCCGGAAAAAGGUGGCGCCCACCUUGAAGAGGGGUGUUGCUGCCUCGACGGCAACUGCAAAACCCGCCCCCGUGGCCCCAGACACAAUCGCACCAGGAGAAACGACCACGGUUCCCGUCGCAACGAAGCCAACACUUGCCAGAAGCGCUUCUGAUGGUACCGAUCGCGAAAUCCCUGCGAAACGUAGCACCGAGGGAGAUGCCCGUUCGACGGAACAGUCCACCUCUGGGGGGGUCGUUGCUGGUGGUGGCCAGGUGAAACCAGCGACAGAGAAGGAAAUCAGUGAUUGGGUAAUGGUCGACACUAUGCAUACCAAUGACGCCACAAAGAUCAACGUUGCCGUGAAGCUCACCCUGCAGGGACCAGACGGCAAGCAAUCUUUGAAGGAGUCGGACACAAAAGACUUGUCCCUUUCGGAACUGGCCAAUCUGUUGCGUGGGCUUGGAGGAUCCCUGGCACUGGUGGAUGUCUUGCUCAAAGACGCACGUAGCCUUUCCAAAUCCAACCCUCAAUUUAGGAUGACAGACGUUUCCCAGUCUGAUGUGGUCAAGGACCGAGCUCUCCCUGUUGGCGCCACUGAAGAGCCGGGCGUCGCUGUCGGGGCGACCACGAAAGAGCUGCCUGCUGGUAUGGAGCUGGUCCCAAUAGAUGUGGCAGAGGCUGGACGCGCUGUGAAGGAGAUGGGAAUUUCCGAUGUCAAGUCGGUCUUGCAGGGGGAGACGGCACAGCUGGCGAAGGAGCUAAGGAUUGCAAACAAACGAAAGAAGAUGCUGGAGCAGCAGCUGAUUAAAAAUCGAAUUGCAAUCGCCGAUGACAUUCCCUACGAAGAGUGCAAGGAGAAAAUGAACAGGAUCAAUCCGAGGCUGGGGGAGCUGGCGGCAAUGGUUCCCGACGGAAAGAUGCUAAUAGAGCACCCAGACCCUGUCGUUGAAAAGGAAUUGAGGAAGGAGUACCACGAGCUCACCGUAGAGGCGGAGCGCCUGGAUGCUGCUAUGGUGCUCACCCCCGAAUACCAAAAGGAACAGGAGCAAAAGGAGGAACGCUGGGAACGAGAAACCGCAGCCGACAAUGAGGAAGCGCUGAAGCAAAUACGAAGACACAUGCCCGUCAAUAGUCGCAAUCUCACUGUCGAGCAAUUGGCAACGACUCCAACACCAAACGGAAAGCAUCUCCCGAGGGCGACAGCAAGGAAGUUUAAGCGCACCAAUGUCCUCAAGUUGAUCCGAUUUCACCCUGACGAGAUCGAGAGAAUGCAUCCCAACUACCUGAACGAACUGGGUUGCCGAGGCUUGACGCUGACAGAACGACGAGCCCUUCAUGCCCAGCUCACAACGGUCGCGAAGUCGUGGAAGAAAAACUGUUCCGAUAAGACGACCGGGAUGAAGUGGAAGUGGUUCGAACUGUUGAGGGAUAGCCUCAAACUGGCAUUGAACGAAUGGGAACAACAUUGUGUGGCGUGUGGUCCCCCAGGAAACCACAAAUGCGAUCUCUUUGGGCCGUCGUGCCCACUUGUGGCAGACAAGAAGGUAGACUACUCCGGCGACUAUGGCUUUCCCGAAGGAGCUGUGUUCCCGGAAAACGAAGUUUCAAGAAUUGCGGAUGAUCCGGGUGCCAAGGCUUUGCUGGAAGCUCAAGCCCUUGCCCGCGCAAAGAUUGAGGAUGAACGAGCCGAAAUUCUGAAGAAGCAUUACAAAAACGUGAUGUUCGUAGCCAAAGCAAAUGGAAGUUGUGCGGCCAUGGACGAAGCGAUGGACAAGAUCGAGAUACGGGAAAUCGCUUGGGUUGAACGCACCAUCGAGAAUGCCGCCUACACGGAUGACGAGAAGCGGAAGGAGGUCAUUUCGUACACGCACCUCCUGAACGACCUCAAGCGAACCGUGCAGGGCUUGGCGGCAAGGUCUGGCAUGGAAACCAGAGGAGCAAGAAACAAAGAUCGUGAUGACCCCGAUACGAGAAGUGCUGUCGAAUGUGCUCUCUGCGAGGAACUGAACGAUAGUUUGUCGAUUCUGUUCCCCUUCCUGGAGAGGCGCAUGAGGGAAAUGAAGUUGAAGGACACGAGGGUAUCGCAAUGCAUCGAAGUUAUCAGCGGGUUGAUGGGAGACUUGCAUGUACGCAACCAACAAACUUUGAAGAAGCUUGCGGUCUGCCGCCCUGAUCCAUCCAGGAAGCUUAAGAAAAUCGCGGAGAUUGAGAAGGAGGCCCGGGCGAGAGCUGUCCACGCUUUGAGCACAGAGUCCGAGAUAUCGGACAGCUGCUUUAGCGAGGUGGAGGAUGCUUCGCGCCCCCCUCCCCUCCCGAAGAGUUUGCUGGGACCCCCAGAGGCAAAAGGGCGACAAGAAAGGGGUGGUCUUUUGGCUGCUAUCGCAGGAAAGGGCAAGGCAAAGGCAAAACCAAGCAUCGGCAGCAAACCGACAAGCCCCAAGCCCAACAGGCCAAAAAUUGGCGGCGGCCUCCUGGCUGCCAUUGCUGCAAGAGGAAAGAAGUAAGGAUAGUUUUUGCAUUUGCUCGUCUUUGUCAUACACC